CUUAACAAGUUCAGUUUUAGUUUGACUCUAAUUACUUUAUUAUGGCACUAGGAAUGUUGAUUUUUGUGGUGUUUUCAGCACUUUUCAGUUUUUCUUACGCCGCCAACAUAAGAAUUGUCAAUGGUACGGACGCCAGAGAAGGAGAAUUUCCAUAUGCAUCUACUUCGUUAUUCCAGGCUUCUCUGAGGCACACCGCAAGGCACGUGUGUGGAGCUACCAUUCUGGACGAGAGACACGCACUGACUGCUGCCCAUUGCGUUUGCGAGGAACGUUGGCCUCUAGACCCCACUUUCUAUUCCAUCCAGUAUGGAUCGAUCCACAUAUCGGAAACGUUCCAGAGAAGUGUGCAAGUGGCCAAGAUUUACUGCAAUAACUUCAACGUGGUGAGGCUGACCUACGACGCAGCUGUCUUAGUGUUGGCGCAACCAUUGUCACGGGAUUACCCUUGGCAACCAGUUACACUGUACAGAGAUUUCGAUACAAGAGUCGGACAUCGAGGAGUUAUCAUUGGAUGGGGUAGAAUAUGGCACAAUGGACCGAUACCGUCUGUUCUUCAAAAAUUGGAGGUGGAAAUUUACCCUGAUUCAAUUUGCGGACGGCUUUUUGAAAUAACCCAACAUGUUUGCUUUGGAGCACCUAUUGGAGGAGCUUGUAAUGGUGAUUCAGGCACAUCGCUCAUGGUGGAAGGCAAGCAGGUUGCCAUAGCCUCCUUCAUCACAACCACUUGUGGAACAGCCAACACGACGCACCCGAACGUUUAUUCCAAAAUCACGGCGUCCCUCGAUUUCAUAGAUAAUAUCCUUAAUUCGUCUUAAGUACAUUUAUUUGUACGAAUAAAUAUCUUUUAAAAAAU
This is a messenger RNA of Anoplophora glabripennis (Asian longhorned beetle), 853 nucleotides long. RefSeq names its product transmembrane protease serine 9-like. The record is from RefSeq and is a predicted model, not a curated record. Gene Ontology annotation, molecular function: serine-type endopeptidase activity. The transcript is spliced from 7 exons. The coding region runs from base 42 to 815 and encodes 257 amino acids. Lineage: Eukaryota; Metazoa; Arthropoda; Insecta; Coleoptera; Cerambycidae. Gene Ontology annotation, biological process: proteolysis.